Messenger RNA from Syngnathus acus (greater pipefish), 4870 nucleotides. RefSeq names its product replication factor C (activator 1) 1 (gene rfc1). NCBI's taxonomy places the organism in Eukaryota, Metazoa, Chordata, Actinopteri, Syngnathiformes, Syngnathidae. Gene Ontology annotation, molecular function: ATP binding; ATP hydrolysis activity; DNA clamp unloader activity. Gene Ontology annotation, biological process: DNA replication; DNA repair. The transcript is spliced from 23 exons. The coding region runs from base 139 to 3591 and encodes 1150 amino acids. Gene Ontology annotation, cellular component: DNA replication factor C complex; nucleus. The record is from RefSeq and is a predicted model, not a curated record.
AACCUACGAUGGACCAAAACGUGACACAUAUACGACGUCAUCUUCGUGCGACAACUGAGAAAUACUCGCGCCAAGAAGCUGCGCGGGUUCCCUCCACUUGACAACAAAUCUGAAACGCCACGGAGAGACUUAUUCAUAAUGGACAUCCGGCGAUUCUUUGCGCCUUCAACACAGAAAGGGACUCCUAAUGGAAAUGUCAGCACGAAGAGGAAAUUAUCCUCAGAAGAAGAGUUGAAAAAGAAGAAAGACACCAAGAUGAAGAAACAAGAAACACGGGAGAAACGUGUGCCUGACAAAAAACGGAAAAAACAAGCAGUCAUAGAAUCAGAUUCCGACUCAGAGGAGCGAGACAAUAAGUCCACGAAAUUGCCUAAGAACCAGAAGAUCAGCAAAGCUGCACAAUCUCGCAAGAAAAAGCCAGUUCACCGCAUCUUGCUAUCAGACUCAGACAGUGACAACUUUGAAUCCUUGAAGAAGUCCUCCAUAACCAAACAAAAUGGCAAUUCUCAAAAGAGCAAAUCAAGUCCAAGUGGGAAAGAGGCUGCCGAGUCUUCCAUCAAGUCAUCCUCUGCUCAUGUGAAAAUUGGAGCAGCGACUCCUGUCACACCAAAGUCGGCACCACCCCCUCGUGCCAAACAAACCCCCACCUCUGUGUUUGACUACUUUGGCAACGAAAGCAUCCAGCGCUCGGGCAAGAACCUGGUCGCCAGCACUAAACGAAAGACUCCCAUCCAGGAUACAGAUGAUCUGAGCGAUGAGCAAAUUGCGAGACAACUACAAAUGGUUGAAGAUGAUGAGCUGGAGAAACAGAUCCAUGAAGAUGAAGACUUUGCAAGAACACUUGCACUGCUGGAUUCAGAGCCACAGGCCAAAAAGAUUCGUAAAGGCUCAGACGAAAAAGACGUUGAGGCAUUCCCCAGAAAGAGUAAUGACCUCAGCCCUUCAAAGAACAACAGAGAGGACAGCAUGUCAGAGGACGUGAUAGGUCCCUCACCCAAGAAAAGCCCAGCUACACUCAAACCCAGUUCCAAACUAGGGAUGAUGAAGAGAAGAAACGAGGAAAAAGACGAAGACGCCACAAAGAGCAAAGCGAAGAGCAAACUGAAAGUCUCGCCCCACAAGGAGCCACUGGCUGUGUCAAGUAGUGAAAAGGUGCAGGCAUCCAAAAGAGGAACUGCACCUAAAACUUCUCCCAUUGAAUCAGAGAGCACAAGACCCGAUGAGGCAGAAAAGAAGAAACUCAACACUUCCGCCUACAGGAGUUACCUCACCCGAGAUGGACCACGAGCACUGGGCUCCAAAGAAAUCCCUACGGGUGCAGAUAAUUGUUUGGAGGGGUGUGUCUUUGUGUUGACGGGCGUUCUGGAGUCAAUGGAGAGAGACGACACCAAAUCCCUCAUUGAGCGCUAUGGCGGCAAAGUGACUGGCAACGUCAGCAAGAAGACCACCUACCUGGUGCAGGGUCGAGACAGCGGCGUCUCCAAGUUGGAGAAGGCGGAGAGUUUUGGGACUAAAAUCUUGAGUGAGGAUGAUCUGUUGGAGCUGAUUAGGACCAAACCAGGGAAGAAGUCCAAGUAUGAGAUUGCUGCAGAGGCUGAGAUCAAAGCCUCAAAGACCAGGACUCCUCCAGGCUCGGCCUCAAAGAUCACCCCUAAAGCUUCAAAGAUCUCGCCUUCCAAAGGCAACUCCAAGUCCCCUCAGACUCCAACUCCCUCCAAGACGGGACAGACAACCAGACGCGGUGGCAAAACCGCGCAUGGCGGAACACCACCCGGAAGAGGCUCAGCUCAAACUGCUCGUAGGGAAUUGGCCCUUUCUUCCUCCUCAACCUCUGGCCCGCACUCUGUAAUGAAAUCAGUAAACAAUGAAGGUGCCAGUCUUCUGUGGGUGGACAAAUACCGGCCAUGUUCGCUGAAGGCUGUGAUCGGCCAGCAAGGGGAGCAAAGCUGCGCCAACAAGUUGCACCGCUGGCUGCAAAGCUGGUUCAAGCAUCACAGCAGCGGUGCCUCCAAACCACCAGUUGCCAGAUUUGGAAAGUUUGGUGCAGGAAAAGAUGAUGGAUCAGGAUACAAAGCUGCUCUGCUUUCUGGACCGCCUGGUGUGGGGAAGACCACUACAGCAGCCCUCGUCUGCGAGGAGUUGGGCUUCAGCUAUGUCGAAAUGAAUGCAAGUUGCACACGCAGCAAAACCAACCUAAAGGAAGUAGUUGCAGAGUCCCUCAACAACACCAGCAUCGAUGGCUUCUACAAAGGCACAUCGCAGAAAGUCAGCGCAAAACACGUCUUGAUCAUGGACGAGGUGGAUGGCAUGGCGGGCAAUGAGGAUCGAGGCGGUAUGCAAGAAUUGAUCGGCCUCAUCAAAAAUUCCAAGAUUCCCAUUAUCUGCAUGUGCAACGAUCGGAACCACCAGAAGAUCAGAUCAUUGGCCAAUUACUGCUUUGAUCUGCGCUUCCAGAGACCGCGCUUGGAGCAGAUCAAGGCAGCGAUGAUGUCCAUUGCUUACAAGGAAGGCAUCAAGAUUCCGCCUCCGGCACUUAAUGAAAUUAUCUUGGCCUCCAAUCAAGACAUCAGACAGGUGAUCCAUAACCUCAGCAUGUGGUCAGCAAAAGACAAGGUGAUGACUUAUGACCAGUGCAAGACUGACGCCGCCGCCGCUCGCAAGGACAUGAAGUUAGGACCAUUUGACGUCUGCCGGAAGGUGUUCGCCAUCGGCGAGGAAACGGCCCACAUGAGCCUCAUUGACAAGUCGGAUCUCUUCUUCCACGACUACUCGCUAGCGCCCCUCUUUGUCCAGGAGAAUUACUUACACGUUCGGCCUGCCGCCGCUGGCGGCGAUGCAAAGGCCCACCUCGUGCUACUCAGCAAGGCUGCCGACUCUAUCAGUGACGGAGACCUGGUGGACCGUCGCAUCCGCUCAGGGCAGAACUGGUCUUUGCUACCCACGCAGGCCAUCUACGCCAGUGUAAUCCCAGGUGAACUCAUGAGAGGUUACAUGAGUCAUUUCCCGUCCUUCCCAAGCUGGCUGGGCAAGAACUCAUCGGCAAGCAAACAUUCCCGUGUCGUCCAGGAGCUGGCCACGCAUAUGUCUUUGAAGACGAUGAGCAGCAGACAGGCGGUGAACCUGGACUACCUCUACUACCUGCAACAAGCCCUGCUCAGCCCCCUACAGAAGAUGGCGGCGGAGGGGGCUGGUCAGGCUGUGCAGCUGCUGGACAAUUACCAGCUCGUCAGGGAGGACGUGGACAGCAUGAUGGAGAUUGCUUCGUGGGGCGGACAACCUGACCCCUACUCCAAACUGGACUCCAAGGUGAAAGCAGCGUUCACUAGAGCAUACAACAAGGAAGUUCAUCUGACACCGUACUCCCUGCAAGUCGUGAAGAAGGGGCGCCGUGGCGGGGGUGGGGGUGAAGAAACUGAACUGGAAGUGCAGGAUGCUGAGAAGGACGCCUCAGUGUCUGAGGAUGAGCGGGACAACCUCAGUGUGGAUGCUAUGAUCAAACAAAAGAAGACCAAAGCCACCAAGAAGGAAAAGGCUGAGGAUUCUGGAAAGGGCAAGGGCAAAGGCAAAGGCAAGGGCAAGGCUAAAAAGUGACUGCCGAUCUAAAACAGAGCAUUGUGAGCUACAUCCUGACUAUGACCACUUCCUGGCCCUUUUAAAUUUGUAAAAGCCUCCCAAACACGAUAGUUCACCUCAUCAUGUCUGUGAGCGCCAAAUCAUGGAACUGCUUCUUGAGAGUGCAACAACAUUGCAGUAAUGCUUUGGCUGCUCACUAAUAAUAUUGUUGGAUCUAAUAAUAUUGUUGGAUCCAUAACUUUCCAAAUUUAAGGGUGGUCAAAAAAAAUGUCUUCAUUCCGGCAGCAAUGAGCUUGUGGCCAAAACAAGAUCCAAGCCCGUUAUCAUUAGCAGUCAUUCACAGGUUAUAAUUUCAUAUUUCCACAGUAUGUCAUAGAAACAGGAUAUAGCGACAGUGCGGUGUCACAGCUUUUCAGCCAAGUUGGCCUCAUUUUGUUUCCUCAUUAUACGCUGCAAAUGCAUAAUUUGAAUUCAAGGACACUGGCGCCUGAUGUUAAAGCUUCUCCAGCCAUAAAUAACACAGCCAAGUUAGCCAUCACACUUCGUGUCCAGUUUACCACAACACUUCAUCUUCAUUUCAGGCUUACAGCAGUCCACAAUGUUAAUGCAAAAAACCAUCAAGUCCAUUGCAGCCUGUAACCUGCUGAUGCUGCCAACACCUCUUAAGAAUAGCAACACUCCUGCUCUGCUGUGUUUUAUGGCUGAGUGUUUCUGACAAAUGGAAGAGACUUGGAUCGUAAACAUGCUGUGUGCCGUACUAUUUCACAGGGGCAGACCAAAGGUAUGUACUUGCUGCUCAACUUUUAUUGUAUAAAAGCCACAAGAGCACAUUAAAGCAUACAUACAUGUGUACAUACAUCAUUGAUGGAGGUGCCUUAUAUGGUAUAAAAAAGGUCGCUGUAGUCAUCACAACUGUCGUGGUACAAAAAUAAUCACAGACUAUAGUGCAAUAAUAACCAUUUUUGUACAUAUUAAACAAAUGUCGUUUGAGCAAAUGUUUAUUUUCUUCUUAUUUGAGUGACAAUUUUACUCAAAAUUGUAAUGUUCAAAGAAACACAUUAGGUUAAAAAUGUCAUUUUGAAAAAACUAAGCGGUAGUAUGAGGAGAACAUUUUAAUUCAGUAGAUGCCUGCGGUGUGACUUGGAAAAUAGAUGGAAAAAUAUGGGGGCCAUACAGGAUAUGAAACAUAUUUACUUGGAUGAUUGGUUAAAAUGCUGAAUGCUAUUUUCUUUGUCACUAAUUGCUUGGCAAAUCAUUUUUUGUUUCAUGUAAAAAAAAUAAAAAUCACAGCUUUUCA